GUCACGCAAUCGGUUAAUUUUUUGUAUCAUUUAAUAUUAGGGACAUUCGUCAGUAAUCGGAUCAUGGAUUAAACCCUUGAUAUGUGAAGGUAUUGACCAUUGAUAUCAACAGCUUUCAGACGCAGAAAUUAAUGUACAGGCAAUACAAAAAAGAAUUAGAAAAACAGAGGGGUCUUCAAUGUGACACGCCCACUUUUAGGGAAACGGAAGUUGACAUUUUACUUCCUGUAGCAGACGAGUAUUUUGGAAAAAUGGCAGUCCAAGGGAAAGUUGAUAUGCUUUCCAUCCUGAGGGAUGAAUUAGCCUAUGAGGGUGGAGCAGCAUCUCAUGUUUUUGUUGUUUUAGGUGCAUCAGGAGAUCUUGCAAAGAAGAAAAUAUACCCAACACUUUGGUGGCUGUUUAGAGAUGGACUGUUACCACCAAAGACCUAUUUUAUUGGUUAUUCCAGAAGUAAACUUACUGUGGAAGAUAUCAAAAAGAAAGCACUGCCAUUCAUGAAGGUUAAAAAUGGAGAGGAACAGAAGGUAGAGCAAUUUUUCAAGAUCAAUGAAUACAUAGCUGGUAGUUACGACUCUCCUGGUGAUUUCUCAAAACUGAACAAAGCCAUUGAACAAAAAGGCAGCUGUAAUAGACUGUUUUAUCUAGCUCUUCCACCAACUGUGUAUGAAUCUGUCACCCUCAAUCUAAAAGCUACAUGUAUGUCAAAGAGUGAUAAAUGGACAAGAGUGAUUGUUGAGAAACCUUUUGGAAAAGAUUUAGAAUCAUCAAACAGAUUGUCCAAUCAUCUGUCAGCAUUAUUUAAAGAGGAGGAGCUAUACAGGAUAGAUCAUUACCUUGGGAAAGAAAUGGUACAGAAUCUCAUGGUUUUAAGAUUUGCCAACAGAAUUUUUAGUCCUGUCUGGAACAGAGAUGGAAUAGCUUCUGUUGUUAUUAGCUUUAAAGAACCAUUUGGUACACAAGGAAGAGGUGGUUACUUUGAUGAGUUUGGAAUCAUCAGAGAUGUGAUGCAGAAUCAUUUAAUGCAGAUACUAACCUUGGUAGCAAUGGAAAAACCACCUACUACAAAUGCUGAGGACAUACGUAAUGAAAAGGUUAAAGUAUUGAAAAGCAUCCAACCAGUAGAUAUAAAAGAUACAAUUUUAGGCCAAUAUGUAGGUAAACCUGGUGGUAAAGGAGACGAGGGUCAAGGUUACCUUGACGAUCCUACUGUUCCUAAAGGGUCUGUAACUCCUACAUUUGCUACUGCUGUGUUGCAUGUGAAAAAUGAGAGAUGGGAUGGUGUACCAUUUAUACUUAGAUGUGGGAAAGCAUUGAAUGAAAGGAAAGCAGAAGUGAGGAUACAAUUCAAAGAUGUUGCUGGAGAUAUUUUCCCUGAUGGGGAGGUAAAGAGGAAUGAAUUGGUGAUAAGAGUACAGCCAGACGAAGCUGUAUAUCUGAAAAUGAUGGCAAAGUCACCAGGGAUGUCUUUUAACUGUGAGGAAACAGAGCUGGAUCUCUCUUACUCUUCUAGAUACAAGGAUCUCAAACUUCCAGAUGCCUAUGAGAGGUUGAUUUUAGAUGUAUUUUCUGGUAUCCAGAUAAACUUUGUUAGAUCUGAUGAAUUAUAUGAAGCCUGGAGAAUAUUUACGCCAUUACUUAACAAGAUUGAAACAGAGAAGCCAAAACCUAUUACUUAUGUCUAUGGGAGCCGUGGUCCAAAGGAAAGUGACAAACUUUGUCAUGACAGGGAUUUUAUCUACACUGGAACAUACAAAUGGAGUAAGCCAGAACCUGCUGGCAAAUUGUAAAGUUCUGAACAGAUCAAAGUUAAAAAUGACAGUACUUAUUACUGGAGAGGCAGCAAUGAAAAUUUUUAACGAUUCCAGACUCACAGGGUAUCAAUCUGUGAUAUAAAUUAUUCAGAAUCUUUGUUAAAAAUACAUUCAAAAUUGUAUAUAUAAAGAACAGGAAGGAGUAGUGUUUAGUUAUAACCAGGUGUGUGUAAAACAGACGUUGAAAUACAUGAAUUUCUCAUUUAUCUGCAGUUACAAGUAGAAUGUUUUCCCAUCCAAACUGACAAGAUAAAAAUAUUUUAUCUUAAAAUUAUCAAUGAUUGUUCUCAUGACAUUAUUUGGCCAAUGAUAUAAAAACUGAGAUAACAAAUUUUGUAUUACAUGUAUAAAGUGCUAGUUUUAUAAUAGUUUAAACAUAGGUUGAACAAAAAGUGCUAUAUGUUAGUGCCAUGGUUACAAAGAAUAUAUCUUUAACUAGGAACCUUAACUCCAAAAUCAUUUAUUGUUUGAACAUAUGAAUUAAUUUAAUGAAACGUGUUAUUCAAUGACUUCAUUUAUGAGAAGAAUAAGUCAUGAACUACAGUAUUAAUAGUUUAUAUCUAUGAGAUAAGGCACAUUUGAUCUUUUGCUCAAAACAGUAAAGGGAGAUAAUUGAGACAGUCUAUAGUUAUAUAUGUUGCUAGAAUGAGAGUUAUUAAAGACUUUUUACUUAUUUAAUUGUUUGUAACUUGAGACAUCAUAUAUAAAUUAUUGUUUGAUUUCCAGAUUUUAUAACUUUUGAUGAACAAAUUUUCAAUUGUCAAAUCUGAAUCUCUGCAUGUUUUUUAACCCUUGAAUUUUUUUUUUUUCACCAGCCAAAAAUUAUAUGAGAUUUGUUUAUAUAUAUUUAUUUACAAACUAUAUUGCAAUGUUUUCUGUUACACAUAUAAUUUGUUUCUAUGAAAUGUAUAUCUUAUAUUUUAAUGUUUUUAUACUGAUUGUAAAGUUAACUUUGAAUUAAACGUUAAAAGUGUAUAAAACCCAAAAGCAUAUAAUGGAAAGAAUUUUAAUGGAUUUUCAUACAACCAUUGAGUGUUAAUGUUCCUCAAAAAGGGAUUAACAUAUUUCGAAGUACAAAAAAAAAAUGAACGGUUUGCUGUCUUUAUAGUUUUGUCUGUUAGAUGUUUAUUUUUUAACUUUUUUUUUAAAUAAGGUUUAAGAAACUAACUUUUACUGUACAAUUAAUGUAGAUCAUAUGUGUGAAAGUUUUUUUAGUCCAAAUAUAUAUUGAUAAUUGAAGAAAUGUAAUUUUGCCUUGAUGCCUGUCCAGAUUGUGACAAGCAUUAUAAAAGACCCUGCUGAUUAUAUCUGUCCAAUUCUAUUUUUGACUUUAAAUAUUAUUACACAAUGUAUUUAUUUGAAGACCUAUGUCUAUAAAUUUUGUCAACACAAUAGGUGACCAGGAUAUAUACCACUUAUAUUACACAGAUUUUGAUUUGAAUACUAUCUAAUCACAUAACCAUAGCUUACAUUUUUCAUGUCAUAUUUCAUGUCUGAAGUUUUACAAUAAUGCACUGGUUUUGCAUAAUUUUUGGAAUAUUUUGCCAUCCUAAGUCAUCCUUUGUCCAUCUCUUUAUCUGUUCAUAUUGAACACUUAUUCCCUCUUUCAAAUUGUAACUGUCUACAAGAUGCUUAGGGAUUUUGUUGAUAGAACUGUUAGUUUAAUAGUAUAUACACUAGCAGUCUCUUGUGUUUGGUAUGGAGGGACAUUCCCUUAUGUUGUACAAAAAUGUAUAUUUGUUGUUUUAGCUGUUGUUCGACCAAAAUAGGCUUUUGUUGAUUUUGAGGAUAAAAAAUUUCUUUGGUAGCACCUUUUGUUUCUCAACUUUUUGAUUGUGAAAAGUAGAAAAAAGUUGUGGUAUUGAAUACUCAUGAGGCUGGUUAAUUUAAUCAAUUGGUUGACACUACUGGUGUUAGCAGAUUGGAACCAGUAGAUAAAUUUCCAUUUAACAUACCUCAUUUUUCACAUGUUCAUGUGUAUGUUCAGAACCAUGUCAAUUGUCGUUUUUUUACUGUAAAAAGCAAUAUUUUGAUCACUCAAAGUUUUCUACUGUUGUUUAGUUUUUGACACAUUAAUAAAUACCUGUCAUCUUCUUGGAUCAUUUUACUUUUGUUUUAUUAAAGUUGUUUUAUUACAUUAUGUAUGCUUAAAAUAUUUGUGCCAUCAAUUACAUCAUGAUCAGCAGAAUUAAUAAACAUUUUUCCUUUUUUUUCUAAUCAUAAUCAAGAUGCUGUGAAUUUCAUUUACAUCUGUAAUAGCUUAAAAACUCCCAAAAAGGUACCCAGAAGAUUCUUCCCAAUCAAAUUGCAUCUAUUGCUAACAUCCUUUUUGAUGUGUCAAUAAAAAUUCUGGCAUGCCACUAGUAUUUAAUGUUUUCUCAGAAUUAUUAUCAGAGUUAUUAGUACAAGUAUUAGUAUUAGUAUAUUACUGUGAUAUUGUUGUUUCCAGGUUUUUGUUGUUUUAUUUUGAUAUUUUUAUUUAAUACCUAAUUUGAAUCAAAAACUUACAGCAUUAUUUAUUUUUAUCUGUUAUUUUAAAGGUUGAAAACAUAGGGAUUUAAAAUAGAUCUUCAGCUGAAAUCUUCUUAUAACAGUAGAACUUUUAGUGUGUCUAAUGUUGGUUAUACAAUGUACUCCGUAAUACAUAAAAAACACUUUCAAAUUUGAUAACAAUUUUGGUUUUUAUUUUUGCUAGCAAUGCAUUCUUAUACAAAAAGAUAUACAAGAUGUAUUAUACAAAAAAGGAAAUUGAAUAUAUUCAGAUGUGUUAUGAGUAAUGCUGAUGCUUGUAUUUAAUGUUUGCCAAAACCUGUAUUUCAAUAAUGACAUGCUUAUAUCACAACCACAUCUCUUUUUCUUUCUUGUACCAAUUUCCAAAGGAAUUAUUGAAGGCUGACACAAAAAUCCAGUUAAAA
This is a messenger RNA of Mytilus trossulus (common blue mussel), 4726 nucleotides long. RefSeq names its product glucose-6-phosphate 1-dehydrogenase-like. Gene Ontology annotation, cellular component: cytosol. The record is from RefSeq and is a predicted model, not a curated record. The transcript is spliced from 12 exons. The coding region runs from base 132 to 1787 and encodes 551 amino acids. Gene Ontology annotation, biological process: glucose metabolic process; pentose-phosphate shunt, oxidative branch. Lineage: Eukaryota; Metazoa; Mollusca; Bivalvia; Mytilida; Mytilidae. Gene Ontology annotation, molecular function: NADP binding; glucose-6-phosphate dehydrogenase activity.